Molecule: messenger RNA, 2929 nt
Organism: Exaiptasia diaphana
Lineage: Eukaryota; Metazoa; Cnidaria; Anthozoa; Actiniaria; Aiptasiidae
Product: allene oxide synthase-lipoxygenase protein
Exons: 16
Coding region: 499-2532 (677 amino acids)
Biological process (GO): lipid oxidation
Molecular function (GO): protein binding; oxidoreductase activity, acting on single donors with incorporation of molecular oxygen, incorporation of two atoms of oxygen; metal ion binding
Source: RefSeq, a predicted model, not a curated record
UAUUGUUAGUAUUCGACAUGUCGCCAGCUAUCGUCAGUUUUCUUCCAGCGCGCUUGAAGCCCGGAGCUAAGAAGAUCUGCAAGCCAGUCGUUCACGGUAUUUUUGAUAUUUCUAUGUCAAAGUGUCUUGUCCGGUUAUAAUCGAUUAAUAAUUGAUGUUUCUGUGAGACCUGUUGAUGCAGCGUCUUCUGGUCRGUUUACUUCAAAUCUAAGUGAAUACAUCUUAAGUUGCAUUUUCGCARCAAAUUAGUUCAAAACUCUUAAAACUGAGUCAGGAUUGCAGGCAUUUCCUGUCCACAAUUUACAGAACUAAGCUUACGAAUAUUAGAGGACUUUUAUUCAAUUGGAUCUCUAGCAAAAAAGCAUCAACUCGGCGUCCUUUUGGGGAUGAAUAACUGCUUACCAAACACUUGUUGAACGCUAGAAAGCUUCGACCUUAUUUCCUCAAAAAAUGACACAGUAUGAUUAUCUAUGGCAAUGAAGAUUUUUAGACUUCAACAUGGGCAACACAAACGAUUGUUUCUCGUGCUUUGAGUAUCCUAAUUUGAUAAUUGCAGUAAAGACUGGAGACACAAAAGGAGUAGGACUUCACAACUGUGCGUUUGUGACGCUCUUUGACGAGAAAGGAAAAUCCAGCAAGGAAUUUUGCCUUCUUGGGAACUGUUUCACAGUAUUUAAGCGAGGACAUACCGAUGUAUUCACCUUUAGAAUCGAUUUAGGAGGACUUGGUCCUAUCAAAAAACUCAAACUUGUUCGCUCCGAGUUGAAUGACAAAAGAUGCGUCGAGUGGUUUGUCGAAAAGAUCGAACUUCGACGCUAUUUUGGCAGUCUAGAUAACGAUUUCACUGGCAAAGAAGACUUAGUGUUUCCGAUUCAUCGUUGGAUAAGAAAUAAAAGACCAGUUACUAUUACAAAAUACGAUUGCUCUCUCCCACAAGAUGCCGACUCGGAAGCCGAGCAAAGAGAACUGGAAAUCUUUUGGAAAAGAAAAAUGUAUAAUUAYCACAGAAGAUUGGAAAACCUUCCACCGCAGGUCAGUUUUUGUCCAAAGGACGAAGUAUUCUUCGGAAAUUACAAAUGGGACAUUAUGGUGAGACGAGAAGCAGCCAUGUCCAAGUAUCGUCUUCUGAACUAUCCAGACGAUCCAUGGGAGAGUUUUAGCGAAUUCGAUGAAACUUUUGGCAAGAAACUCAGUACUCCUGCGGGUCGGGAGUUGUGGCGUGACGAUUUUCACUUUGGACGACAAAGACUUUGUGGCGUCGCCCCUACACUCAUCACUUUAUGCAAAGUUCUACCUGAAAAUUUUGGUGUGACUGCGUCAAUGGUGGAACCAUUUCUCGAGGGACUGUCUUUAMCAGAUGCCAUGGAAACCAAUCGGGUUUUUAUCAUCAAUUUAGAGGUUUUAUCAGGGUUGAACCUCCCACAUAGUAAGAUACCUUCACCGUAUGCAUUGUUCUUUUUGAAUGACAAGAAGAUGCUUAUGCCCAUUGCUUUACAACUAUUUCAAAUCAAGGCAGACGACAAUCCAGUGUUUCUUCCGAGCGACCCUUGGUACACAUGGACACUCGCCAAGAUGUGGUACAAUCUAGCUGAGGCUCAAUACCACAGGGCAUGCUCUCUGCUAGGGUUCACGCACUUUUUCACUGAAGCUGUUGCUGUGGCAACGCAUCGUAACCUCUCUCCUUCGCACCCAGUCUUCCGCUUGCUCGCUCCGUUCAUCCGGGACAUCAUACCAAUAAACUGCUUUGAAAUCAACGAGCUCAUGGGAAACGGUUCGUGGAUCGACCAAUGCACCAGUCUUGGAUCUAAAGGCACUCUGCAACUCCUGUCACUAGGAUGGCAAGAAUGGCGCCUUGACGUACAGGGAUGUCUACCAAGUGACCUCAAUGCAAGAGGGGUAGCAGACACUAACAUCUUACCUGACUACCCGUACCGUGACGAUUCAUUGCCUGUUUACUAUGCAAUUGAAAGCUUAGUGCGAACGGUCGUCCUAAACAAAUACGUUCAUCAAGAUAUUCUCACAGGCGACUCUGAGCUGAGACAAUGGUGUAUCGAACUUGCUUCUGAUGGCAAAGAUGGUUGUGGAAUUAAGGGUAUCCCUGGAGACGGCUUGGUAACCGCUACUAAUGACCUGGUUACAAUGCUAUCGUCCAUCAUAUUUCAGUCGACUGCAGGAAAUGCAGCUGUCAACAAACCGCAGUACGAAGAAUAUGGCUACAUACCCAACUAUCCCGCCAUCCUCAAGGGAUCUCCGCCGACUGAUAAGGCCUGGCGAGAGGAGGGAUGUAUCCUGGAAUGCCUUCCACCUAAAAACACSUCAAUUGACAUCAUGAUUGUCACCAAGCUCCUGUCCGAGCGAUGUAACUACGGUCUUGCCAACCUUAGCGUCCAGUACCUCUACGAGCCAGAUGACGUGAAGGCCUGGGAAAGGUUCCAUGACGAUUUGAAGGGAAUCUCACACACUAUUCAAGACAACAAUCGCAAAAGAAGCACAACYUACGAUUAUAUUAAUCCUGUACGAAAACUGUCCUGAUGCAUAUUGUAUUUAUAUAUAAGGAAUAUUGAAAUGCAUUUCAAAAAUUGCAUUCCACAACUACACUGUUGCGUUCUAGAACGAAUGAUCARCCACCAAACCCAGCACACUCAAGAAGCACCAUUGAAUUUCUACGCAGGUAGAAUUAGAACAUACUUAUUUUAAUGAGUUUAUAAUCCCUACAAUACUAUUCACUUUGAAUUUAAGAGCAAUUUUUUUCGAUUCUUUCAUUGAAUUAGUUUUUUACAUGCCGAACCUAAGUCAGUGCAAAUAAAGCGGAAUCCUAUGAAACGCUCAAUGAGCGCCAAUGAAUGCUAUCAAACUCGGUACAGUCAACUCUCGCUAUUACGGACACCCUGGGAACCGUAAUUUAGUGUCCGCAGUAGCGAGGGUCCGU